This is a messenger RNA of Hypanus sabinus (Atlantic stingray), 1274 nucleotides long. It is a transcript of the gene atp6v0b, whose product is annotated as ATPase H+ transporting V0 subunit b. Bases 90 to 707 code for a protein of 205 amino acids. Gene Ontology annotation, biological process: proton transmembrane transport. Lineage: Eukaryota; Metazoa; Chordata; Chondrichthyes; Myliobatiformes; Dasyatidae. The record is from RefSeq and is a predicted model, not a curated record. The transcript is spliced from 8 exons. Gene Ontology annotation, molecular function: proton-transporting ATPase activity, rotational mechanism. Gene Ontology annotation, cellular component: proton-transporting V-type ATPase, V0 domain.
GAGUACUUUUGCUUCACGUGACCGGCCGGCUUGUCACCGCCCCCGACGAGAAGAUUACGGUGACCGAGGUGUGAGUGGAGUCGCGGAAAAUGAACGGCUACACUUUACUUUACACCGGCAUUACCGUGGCCUUCUGGUCCACCAUUGUUGUUGUAGGCAUUUGUUAUACAAUAUUUGACCUGGGAUUUCGUUUCGAUAUAGGAUGGUUUUUAACAGAAACCUCUCCUUUUAUGUGGGCAAACCUUGGAAUUGGAUUGGCCAUCUCUUUAUCUGUUGUGGGAGCUGCAUGGGGUAUCUACAUCACUGGUUCAAGCAUUCUUGGUGGGGGUGUAAAAGCUCCCAGGAUUAAAACAAAAAAUCUUGUCAGCAUAAUUUUCUGUGAAGCUGUGGCAAUUUAUGGAAUCAUCAUGGCUAUUGUCAUCAGUAAUAUGGCAGAGCCAUUCAGUGGUACUACACCUCAGACAAUUGGAGCUAGGAAUUAUCAAGCAGGGUUCUCUAUGUUUGGGGCAGGUCUAACUGUUGGAUUUUCUAAUCUCUUCUGUGGAAUCUGCGUUGGUAUUGUGGGUAGCGGUGCUGCCCUUGCAGAUGCCCAGAAUGCCAGCUUGUUUGUUAAGAUUCUAAUAGUUGAAAUUUUUGGCAGUGCCAUUGGGUUGUUUGGAGUCAUUGUGGCUAUUCUACAGACAUCCAAAGUGAAAAUGGGAGACUAGACUUCAUGAAGACAUGGGGAGUCUAAAGUUGUGGAAAUGAGACCAAGAUUUGUUGUAAAUAAUUUAUUUAAGUGUAUAUUUUCCCAAUAUAUUGUUUGUGGUUUUUAAACAUCAUUUGCUUCAAGAAUGAUUUGUGAUAUAUUUGGAUGCAAUUUCUGAUCAAUUCUGCAAAACAGGCCAGGUGCUGUCCAACAGUAUUCCAUAGUUUAGUCUGUAGUUUAAUGUGACAGUUUAUUGCCCACUUGGAUUUUGCAAUUGGAAUGGAUCUGUGAGACUGAAUGUUGAAGACUUCUUUCAUUAUCAUGUUCAAAUGGUGAAGUUGAGCCUUUUUUUGACUGGUAUACGCAAGAGCUGAAAAUAUUGAUGUAACAUCACUAUGAUUUUAAUAUUAGGCCUGUGAGGCUUGUGGAGAUCAUACUAAACCUCUAAUGAAUGAGACAUACAAAAAUCAACUGUUGUGUACCUCAACUGAACUGUGUUUUUCUUGUAAAUGUAGUGGAGAAAAUGAAUGUUACAUCAAAAUUACAAAUUUAGAAAUAAAGAAUUUGCAUAUGGGUCUUCAGCAAA